CAGCAAGCUGCCCACAAAAACGUUCACAAAAAACGUAGAGAAUUCUCCAGCACAACGGUCACUUCUUCUUCUUCUUCAUCUUCUUCUUCUUCUUCAGAGCUCCUCCACUCUCCAUCUUCUCAAGACCAAUAAUGGAACCAGCAAAAGUCGACUGGAAAAAUGUUCAGUGGAGAUUCGUAGAGGACGAAUUGUACGAGCACAUUAACGCCCCCAAAUGGGUUGAUUUCACCGCGAUCCACGACUCUGUGGAUGAUGAGGCCUGGUUUUGUCGACCCGAUUGUAAGCAUCCAAAGACGGCUGAAGAGUUACUUCGAGUAACUCCUUCGAAGCUUACAAGCCCGGGUUAUAGCACUGAUACUCUUCAAUCCAGUGAUCGGGUAGGAAGAGAUGGAAGGUUGAAGAGAAGAGGGCCUCCACAAUCCUCAAACAAAGAGAAUCAGAAUCCCAAUUCUUCAACGCCUCAAAGCCACACAGUCAAAGCCACUAAGGCAGAGAUCAAAUCAAGCGCUGAGAAGAAGCCAUUGAUGGAUGAUGGGCAACGGAAGAACAAUAAUGGGGCACCAUCCCUGAAAAGCACACUUUCAGCAAGGAACUUAUUUGCAGGGCGAGAUAUUCUGAACCAAAUUACAGAGUUUUGUAAUGAGAUAAAGAGAAUGGCGAUUAGGGUAAGGGAGAGAGAGAAUGUUAAGCAAUCAGCUGUGGAGAAUGGUGUUGAGGGUGAGAAGAAAUGUGUAGAGAAGGAGGUUUCGUCGAAGGAUUUGAAUAACCUUGAAAAGAAGGAGAAAGAGAGGAAGCCAUUUGGUGAACUCAGUAUAAAGAAAUCUGAUGGAUCAAUCAGUAAUAGUGUAAAGCAAAAGGAAAGGAUCAAUAUCAAAACUGUGGCAAACAGCGAAAAUGUCCUGAUUCCUCUGGACUUGGAGAAAGUAUGGCACAAAAGAGAGGACAAUGCGCUGCAAAUCCGAACCAAUCCACCUUCUCCUCAAUGCUUUUCCAAUGUACGUGCACCGAACAAAAUCCCUGCUUCAAAAUCGUCAAGAUCUAGAAUAAAGGAGAAGGAAACCAUUGUAGAAAUGGAGGAGGUAAAGGAGGUGACAAAAGGGGUUUUUUCUGAGAGAGUUAAAGCCAUUACUUCUGCUGUUGGUGAAAAAGAAGCAAGAGCAUUGGAUGUUCUUUGGUUUCUCAAGCCUUGCACUCUUUCCAACUAAGAAGUCUAUGAAGACUUGAGCUAAAGGCAUUCGUUCAGAUUAUUCUUUCAUUCUUUUUGUGUUGUUCUCUGUGUCUUUAUAACCACCGUGUCUUAUAAGCUACAGACUAAUGGGGGGAGUUCCUUGUUGAUAAGAUAGCAUUUUUAGCAACGAAACAAAUUUUCUUGAAUUGAGUUUCAAUGAACAGCAAAAUUAUUCUUUUUACAAUAUAAUAACAUUGUUUAGAGGAAGCUGUGUAUGGACUUUUCC
Benincasa hispida (wax gourd) is the source of this 1454-nucleotide messenger RNA. RefSeq names its product interferon-activable protein. NCBI's taxonomy places the organism in Eukaryota, Viridiplantae, Streptophyta, Magnoliopsida, Cucurbitales, Cucurbitaceae. The record is from RefSeq and is a predicted model, not a curated record.